Xenopus laevis (African clawed frog) is the source of this 5621-nucleotide messenger RNA. RefSeq names its product Rho GTPase activating protein 1 L homeolog (gene arhgap1.L). Gene Ontology annotation, cellular component: membrane; cytoplasm. Gene Ontology annotation, molecular function: GTPase activator activity. Gene Ontology annotation, biological process: negative regulation of endocytic recycling; signal transduction; small GTPase-mediated signal transduction. The record is from RefSeq and is marked provisional. Lineage: Eukaryota; Metazoa; Chordata; Amphibia; Anura; Pipidae.
CUGCUGGAGCGUCCGGGAGGAGCCGAGGAGAGAGAGAGAGCAGAUCGGGUUCGCAGGUUUAUACACUACUGAAGAGCUGAGGCCACAAACAGUCAGAGAUCAGGAUGGCGUCCGACCCCCUGUCCGACCUUAACGAUGACUUGGAUAAGGACGAAACCAACCAGCUGGACCAACUGAAACUGGCGUCUUUGGAUGAUAAAAACUGGCCCUCCGAUGAUGUGCAGGAUUAUCCGAAUAACGCUAAUUAUUCGAAGCCUUCCCCUGACCCUGUGACCCACCUGCGCUGGGACGACCCCUACUAUGAUAUCGCUCGGCAUCAGAUUGUAGAGGUCGCAGGCGAUGACAAGUACGGGCGUAAAAUUGUUGUGUUCAGCGCAUGUCGCCUGCCGGCCUGUCACGAAAUUGACCACGUCAAGCUCUUACAGUACCUGAAGCAUACGCUGGACCAGUACGUGGAGAGCGAUUACACUCUGGUUUACCUGCACCAUGGCCUUACCAGUGACAACAAGCCGUCCUUGGGGUGGCUUCGAGAUGCCUACCGGGAAUUCGACCGCAAAUACAAGAAAAACAUAAAGGCCCUUUACAUUGUUCAUCCAACGAUGUUCAUCAAGACCCUGCUGAUUCUCUUCAAGCCCCUCAUCAGCUUCAAGUUUGGUCGGAAGAUUUUUUAUGCCAAUUACCUAAGUGACCUGGAGGAACACACGAAGGUGGAGCAGCUGGGGAUCCCCAAACAAGUACUCAAGUAUGAUGAGCUCAUCCGCUCUAACAUGAAGACCCCAGUACCAAGUCAGAAAUCCACCCCUCCUCGCCCACCACUUCCAAACCAGCAGUUUGGCGUGUCCUUGCUGCACCUGAAAGAAAAGCACCCGGAGAAUGACAUGAUACCACAAGUUAUUCGGGACACAGUCUCUUACCUCCAGGAGAACGCUCUGAGCACUGAGGGAAUAUUCCGGAGGUCGGCCAGCACCCAGAUAGUACGGGAGGUUCAGCAGAAGUAUAACAUGGGGGUCCAGUUCAGUUUCCAGCAAUACGGAGAUGUUCACCUGCCGGCCGUCAUCCUGAAGACAUUCCUGAGGGAGCUUCCUGACCCGCUGCUGACGUUCAACCUUUACAGCUUUGUUGUUGACUUCUCCAACCAGGAGCAGAAGAUUGAAUCUACUCGCAAAGUCCUGCAGACUUUGCCCAAGGAGAACUAUGAAGUCCUUCAGUUCCUUACAGGUUUCCUUGUACAGGUCUCUUCUCACAGCGAAGAGAACAAGAUGACGACCACUAACCUGGCUGUGGUGUUCGGCCCGAACCUCCUGUGGGCCAAAGAUGCUGCCAUGACUUUAAAAGCGAUUAACCCCAUCAACACCUUCACCAAAUUCCUGCUAGACAACUGGAGAGAGCUGUUUGGGGAUCCCGAGCCUUGAGCUUUUCCACUCCCAACACAGCACUCUCCAAACUGCCAGUUUAUCACCACCCGGCCCCCUCUCCCCCCUGUAAGUGUGUGUUACUUGCCCCCCUGUGAGCGUGUGUCUGUGCAUUCCUGUGACACGUUGGAGCUGGCAUCUCCAAUAGAAGUGAUAGCACAAUGACUCGUGUGAUGCAUGCACCCCGCGUGGGUUCACUUUCUAGUGGCGCUCGGAGACAGCGGGUGCCUCUGGCGGGCGAGAGGCACUAUUGUUACGUAUGUCAUGGUUGUGUAAGGGCAAGUUAUUUGGUUAGAGGUGACCUAAUGUGGGCUUUGAUAUAUAAAUAUAUAUAUAUAUUUGGGCAGGUGGAGCUUUUAAUUCAGAUUCUUUGUUUAUGCUUUAUUCCCUCUCCUUUAUAUGGUCGGUUCCUCUCUCUUUUUGGUACAGUUGGGGAAUAACGGUCAGAUCUGAUUGGUUUGAUAUAUAUAUAACUGUAUAUUAUCCCAUUUAUUAUUAUCAAUGGGGCUGUUCAUUAUUUGGGGUGAUCGAUAUCCAAACUCCUGAGCUGCCGGACAGAAUUGGUGGUAUAUCAGAAGUGUAGGCAGCAGGUGGGGGAAGCACUAGCACACGACCUACUUAGGUUCUCCGUUCUGAUUGGCUGGCUGCUUCCUAAUGAGUAGCAAGCAGCCAAUAGACAAAACUAUCGGUUAUCGCCCCUAACGUCGCUCGUUUCUGGAUCUCUUUUGCUCCUUUUAAACAUGUCGGGUUUUAAUGAAUGUAAAUAAGAGCAGAGGGCAGGAUCCGGGUGUAAAUCAGCUCUGUAACUUGCUGUGCCACCUUUUUAUUCCUAUAUAAUAAUAAUAAUAAUGAGUGCCAUUGCCUUGCUGCAUCAUCUACUGCACAUACACUUUCUAAUAGGGAGUCAUUAGGGACCUGGAAUCAUUAUGCCCCUCAGUCUGUAUCUCUUUUUACAUUCCAUGCUCUGUAAGGAAUUUGCGCCCCCUUGUGGCUGUGUUUUUUACUAACUCUUCCUUCUAGUUUUCCAUCUAACUGCAUUAUUCCUCUGCCUCUGGAUCUGCUGGAAGCAGCUACAUGUGAAAACUGCUUUUCUGUAUUGUAUAAACCUUUCUUGAUGUUACUAUAUACCCUUAGCAGCAGCAGCAAAUCUGCAGUUGAUCAAAGGCUGCUUUAAAGGAGAAACAAACCCUUAAUAAAACCUCCUCCCCCAGCCUAAAUGCCCCUAACUCUUUACUUAUUCCUCUGUCCAGCGGAGUUCACAGGCGCCAUCUUCUUCUCUUCGGAAAUCUUUGGAAUGAGACCGGAGUAGCGGCGCAUGCGCAGUUGGAGCAAUUUUCUGUUUCAUGACAACUGCGAAUGCGCAGAAAAUUUCGAACCGACGGUCUCUAUCCGAAGAUUACCGAAGUGGCUAAAGAUGGCCGCUUUCAGCCCUGUUGAUAUUCUGUCCAGGGUCAAUGUUCAGUCCAGUGGCGUAACUAGUUGUUACUGGGCCCCAUAGCAAAUUCAAUUUAGGGCCCCAAAAUAUUUAUAAAUUGGCCUAUUUUACCAAGAUAUAUUAAAAUUGCUAAUUAAUUAGGGUCUCACUGAGCCCCCUACACUCCUGGGCCCCCCUGCAACCGCAGGGUCUGCUUCCUCUAUAGUUACGGCCCCGGUUCAGUCGCAAUUUUUCAGUUGGUCUUCAUUUUUUAUAGCUAUAGAAUGAUGCCUUCCAGCUUCCACUGCUAAGAACCUGUUGCUCCGUGUUGCUCCGUUUUUAUUUUUAUAGUUACUUUUUAAUUCCUUAAUCUUCCUAUUCAUUGUCCAGUCUCUCAUUCAAACCGCUACCUGGUUGCUAGGGUAACUUAGACUAGGGAUGCACCGAAUCCACUAUUUUGGAUUCGGCCGAAUCAUUCAUGAACCAGCAUAUGGUUCUGAACCAGCAUAUGCAAAUUAGGGGUGAGAAGGGGAAACAAUUUUUACUUGUUCGGCCGAAUCCGAAUCAUGUGGAAAAAGGCUGAAUCCCGAACCGAAUCCUGGAUUCCUAACUUAGACCUUAGCAACCAGGUAGCUGCUGACAGUCCACGCUGGAGAGCUGCUCUCUAAAACGCUAAAAAAUAAUUAUUAAAAAAAAAAAAAGACAAGGCCAAUUGCAAACGAUCUCAAGAUAUCCCUGUUUUAUUUCAAUUAAAGGAGAACGAUGCCUUUAAUUGAGUCGUUACUGACCUUGUUUGUGACCCGGCACAAAGUUAUUUUUCUUUCAUUAGAUGACAAUUUUUAAAAGCAAGUUUUUUUUUUAAGAUUUGAUUUUUAAUUUCGACACGAGUAAGAGGUGCAAAUACUAGGGUACAGAGGGACAUUCAUUUACAAGAGGCACCUGGGGGUCUUCAUGGAUUCAUAUUGAAAGGCCCAAGGACCGGAACCAAUGGCAGUGACCGGCAAGUUUGGGUUCAAAGUGCAAAAACCCCAAAAAAAUGUCGGCUUCCUCCUUUUGUUUGCACUUUGCCCCAACGUAUUUACUUAAAACUCUACAGCUUUUAUUAACUUGACAUGGCUGUGCCCACCCUCCGUCCCCCCCAGCAUCAGAUUUAGGCAGUGCCAAAUUCUACAGGGUUUAUAUAUAGGUCCACGGGCUGAUGGGAAUGAUCCGAGGCUGGGGCCCAUUAAGGUCCAUUAGGGGUUGGGUUCCAGCCUCAGAUCGUUCCCAUCAUUUGGGAAGUCGGUGCCUUGUUUGUAGCAGCUUCAGCUUGUGCCAAGAGUUGGGACCAACCAGCUCAGCUAUAGAAAUAAAAUUCAUUGCUCCCAUUGGUUGUCACAUCACCCCCCCCCCGGGAUUGGUUGGUACUAGGGAUGCACCAAAUCCACUAUUUUGGAUUGGGCCGAACCCCCAAAUCCUUUGCGAAAGAUACGGCCGAAUCCUUUUUAUGCAUAUGCAAAUUAGGGAUGAGAAACAUUUUCUACUUCCUUAUAUUGUGACAAAAAGUUGUGUCAUUUCCCUCCUCGCCCCUAAUUUGCAUAUGCAAAUUCGGUUCGGCCGGGCAGAAGGAUUCAACCAAAUCCUGCUGAAAAAGGCGGAAUCCUGGCCAAAUUCUGAAUCCUAAUUUGCAUAUGCAAAUUAGGGGGAAGGGGAAAACAUUUUUUACUUCCUUGUUUUUGCUUAUGCAAAUUUGGUUCUGCCGGGCGGAAGGAUUCGGGUAAAUCCGAAUCCAGCUGAAAAAGGCCGAAUCCCAAACCGAAUCCUGGAUUUGGUGCAUUCCUAGUUGGUACAAGACCACUGCAAGAGGAAUCAGAAUUCCGUUACAAUUUACAGCAUUUCUGCUGAAGGAGCAUGACGUAUGGGCAUUUAUCAACACUGGUCCAAUUUGCAGUAACCCAUGGCAACCAAUCAAAUUGCUGCAUUCAUUUUUAUACUUGCGGCUGGCUUUAAAAAGCUAAUCACUGAUUGGUUGCUAUAGUUAGCUGCCCAUGGGCAAAUUUGCCCAAUAGUGAUAAAUGAGCCCCACUGUGCCCACCAUAAUUGCCCACUUUUUGCAUCUUCCCACAAUCCUUCCCUGGAGAUGAUUUGGGCAAUCAGCACAUGAAAGGAUUAUAAUAGAGCUUGACUUGUAAAUGCAAAAUUUGGGCAGGGUGGGAUUUAAAGGGGCAGCAGACCUUCAGAUUGGAGGACUAGAUUAAGACUAGGGAUGCACCGAAUCCAGGAUUCAAUUCGGGAUUCGUCCUUUUUCAGCAGGAUUCAGAUUCGGCCGAAUCCUUCUGCCCAGCCAAACCGAAUCUGAUUGUAUAUGCAAAUUAGGGGCAGGGAGGGAAGUAAAAAAAGUUUCCCCUUCCCAACCCUAAUUUGCAUAUGCAAAUUAGGAUUUGUUUUGGUAUUCGGCCUAAUGUCUUGCAAAGGAUUCAGGGUUUCGGCCGAAUCCAAAAUAGUGGAUUCGGUGUAUCCCUGAUUAAGACACUAUUGGGUGCUUGACUUGCUCAACUGUCGUCUUGCUUUGCAGCUCAGCCUGGCGGAGAGACGUGUUCCCUACUGGGCAUUUUUUAAUUUUUAUAAGAAAAUCCCCCCGAGGGAUUAUGACCCUGAUCCUCUGAAUCUCUCACAUUGGCCAGUGCCCUGCCCCCUGCUGGUUAUGUUCAUAUGGUGCAACUGUAACUCAUUAUAUUUUUACUCUGCUUGUGAUUUCACAUUUUGUACUUCAGUUAAAAAAAAAACCAGUGAAAUAAAAAUGUAACAUAAAUACA